Molecule: messenger RNA, 2814 nt
Organism: Corticium candelabrum
Lineage: Eukaryota; Metazoa; Porifera; Homoscleromorpha; Homosclerophorida; Plakinidae
Product: circularly permutated Ras protein 1-like
Exons: 14
Coding region: 43-2478 (811 amino acids)
Biological process (GO): endoplasmic reticulum to Golgi vesicle-mediated transport; Ras protein signal transduction; intracellular protein transport
Cellular component (GO): plasma membrane; COPII vesicle coat
Molecular function (GO): GDP binding; zinc ion binding; GTPase activity
Source: RefSeq, a predicted model, not a curated record
GCUGUCAGCAUUUCGUCGUCGGUCAGUUGUCGGCCGCUGGUUAUGGAGUUUGGCAGUGAGUACGUGUUUAUCUCGUCUAAGAAUGAAUUCGAGGAAGUGGAUGAGAGUUCGUUGGAACGAGGCCUCCUCUCGAUAGCGCACGAAUCAUCCGCUGCCAAUGACGAUGGCGAGACUUGUCUGUUGGACAUCCUGGAUACUGCUGGUCAAGAGGAGUAUUCAUCAAUGAGAGACCAGUACAUGCGAACUGGACAAUGCUUUCUUAUUGUUUACUCCAUCACGGACAGGCAGUCUUUCAAUGAAGCAGAGGGCAUGUUUGAAUUUGCCAAAAGAGUCAAAGAUACCUACACAGUGCCAACAGUUUUGUGUGGCAACAAAUGUGAUCUUGUGGAUGAUCGAGUUGUGAGCAAGGCAGAUGGUAUCAGACUAGCGAAACGCAUGGGCUGCCCAUUCUAUGAAACUUCGGCAAAAACACGUGUCAAUGUUGAAGAAGCGAUCCACGAGCUUGUACGUCGAACUCCUCGAUAUUCAAAGGAAUACAAGCUGGUCAUUAUGGGUUCGGGUGGAGUAGGUAAAUCAGCUAUUUGCUUGCAGUUUGUUCAGUGCCACUUUGUUAACGAGUACGAUCCAACGAUUGAGGACUCAUAUCGCAAGCAGUGUGUUAUACGUGGCAUUCCUGACGAGAACAUGAUGAAUCGUAUUGCAAAGAAAAAGUCGAGUCAACCAGGAUUACUAAAACGUCUGUUGGGCUCUUCGGCAAAACCCAAAGAGAAGAUUGACAGUCGUAAAAAGGUUUUAUGUCAGAAGGUAGAUUGCAAUGUGGUUGUUAUCCAGCUUGGUAUGCUGGAGGAAGAGCUUGUACUGGCAACUGGGGACCCGGUGUUGUGUCAAAGCUGCAAUGUGGUCCUUUCUUCUAUUUCAAAACUGGAGGAUGGAACAGCAAAGUGGAAGUGUGAGUUUUGUGGUCGUGUCAAUGAUAAACUUGACAUUUCUCCUGACGAGGUUCCUCGUGAUUCAUGCAUUGACUUCAUGCUGGAGCCGCCCGACUCCGUCACAAGCGAUGAUGCUAUUGAUGACAGAAUGGUUAUAUUCUGUGUAGACAUCAGUGGCUCUAUGUGUUUGACAACACAAGUUCCCCCACUUCAAGCCGAAUGGAAGGCUAUUCGUGACGGUGGUGACAAAUAUCUGGGUGGACGAAAAAACGAAAUGUAUAUAUCUCGUAUGGAGUGCGUUCAGGCUGCUGUAAAAAGACAUUUGGAACGUAUCAAGUUAGAGCAUCCUGAUCAAACUGUCGUGUUGGUAACUUUCAAUGAUGAAGUAACUGUUGUGGGUGAUGGCAGUCAGAUUCCGAUUACCGUGGCUGGAGACAAAUUAUGGGACUACGAUCAGUUGCUGAGAGAGGGCAAAGCCGUCGUCUCUGAAUGGCAACUGAAACCGAUUCAAGAGUCAUUGUCGCUGCUGAUCGACAAGGUGAAUGGAUUGGAGGAAGGCGGGGCUACUGCUCUCGGUCCUGCUCUUGCUGUGUGUGCUGGAAUGGCAUCAAACAAGCCACAAUCCGAAAUUAUACUUUGCACCGAUGGCCAACCAAAUGUUGCUCUUGGUGCACUGGACGCCACUCCUCCUGAUGUUGAAUUCUAUAAGAGGGUUGGAGAGUACGGGAAGGCUAGAGAGAUCGGCAUUUCUAUAAUUGCCAUUGAAGGCGAAUCGUGUUCGUUGGCACAUGUUAGUCAGUGUGCCGACUUGACUGGAGGGACAGUAAAUGUGCUGCAUCCUCUCGAGCUUGUCAGACAAAUCAGAGUCAUCUCACAGAAUCCAGUGGUGGCCACUGACGUUCAGUUGAGCGUCAUCUUGCAUCCGUCUCUUGAGCUGGAUCGUACCAUUUCUCCACAGGGAUUGAGUCGAGCAGUGAAGGAGAUAGGGAAUGUAAAUCGUGAGUGCGAUCUAACAUUUGAAUACAAGUUCAGGCCACAUUGUGUUCAACAGAAGCUUACGACCGUACCAUUUCAGAUUCAGAUACGAUAUACGAGGAAGGACGGUACGAAAUGUUUGCGUGUCAUUAGCAAGUGUCAGAAAGUGUCUCAUGACAGGAAGGCAAUGGAGAAGAGUUGCAAUGUAGCAGUGAUGGGACUGGCUGCUGUUCAAAAGUCAGCUAGUAUGGCUCAAAGCGAUCAGUACAAAGAUGCUCGUGCACAUAUGCAAGCUGUAAUGUGUCUGCUCGAACGUGGUUCUCUGUCAGAUCUACAACAAGAGGAGCUGUACAUCUUUGCAGCCGAGAGCGACGACUUUGUCUCAGAGCUUUGCCAAAGUGCACGUCCUGAAUCAUCUAGCGGCAAGUCAGACAUGGCAGCCAAAGUAUUUCAUCGCAACAAAACAGCUCAUCUCAACCAGUUCUUAUCGGGUGUUGCCAAGCGCGAUAUCGUGACAAAGCGAAAAGGUGAUACCGCUCUAAACACUCAGUACUAUGGAUAUAAGUUUGAAUGAAUGAAGAAACUGGAAUAUUUAGUCAUGUAGGUGGAGAGUAGUUGAUCAUGAAGCUGUAGACAUAGGACUGCUUUACUGCAUUAUCCAGGUUCUGAUAUCGAUUGUUCUCCUUAUAAUUAUUGCUAAGACCUGCAGCUUUCUGUACGUUUGGUAAUUUAGAUUCCUAUCACGUAAAUUAGAACAAUAUGUGGCAAUGCAGGACAAAAGGGUCUCAACAUAUGAGUUGAGAGAUUAAUGGACACUCGACAGAUAUCGACGUCUAGACAUGCUCUAUCAUCUCUCAUCCACAAAAUUGAGAGGGAAUAAAGCAAUACAUGUACACUGUCUUAUGAUUUA